AUGGCUCAACAACACUCUCUCUCAUUCCUUCUCUGUGAAGAACAAUGCACUUUCGAGGAAGAUUCUAGGCCCAACAACGAUGACCCAACACUGAUAAAGCCCUCAACUUUACCUUUGAUUUUGCUCCAAAGUGACUUGUUCUUGGAACACGAUGACCUUCUCUCUCUAAUCUCGAAAGAGAGAGGAACCCAUUUUGUUGGGACUCUUCUUGAGGCUUCUCGUCGCGAUGCUGUGAGCUGGAUUUCAAGAGUUUCAGUGCUCUAUGGUUUCACUGCUUUGACCACUGUUCUUGCUGUGAACUACUUUGAUAGGUUCAUAACGAGCCCAAGAUUUCAGAGGGAUAAGCCAUGGAUGACUCAGCUUACUGCAGUUGCGUGUUUGUCUUUGGCUGCCAAAAUGGAAGAGACCCAAGUGCCACUUCUUUUGGACCUUCAAGUGGAGGAGUCAAAGUUUGUGUUUGAAGCAAAGACCAUACAGAGAAUGGAACUUCUAGUUUUGUCCACUCUUCAGUGGAGGAUGAACCCUGUGACCCCAAUUUCCUUCUUUCAACACAUUGUUAGAAGGCUUGGUUUAAAGAACCGCUUGCAUUGGGAAUUCCUAGGGAGGUGCGAACGAGUUAUUCUAUGUGUCAUUGCGGAUUCAAGGGUUAUGAGUUAUCUUCCUUCUAUAUUGGCUGCUGCUACAAUGAUCCACGUUAUUAAAGAGAUUGAACCAUUUAAUGCAUCGGAAUACAGAAAUACACUUCUGGGUUUACUCAAAAUUAGUGAGGAACAAGUGAAUGAGUGCUAUAAACUCAUGCUGAAACAAUUAGUAUGCUAUGAAGGUAUUUACAAUCUUUGCCAGAAACGCAAACGCCUAUCUGAACCAAGUAGCCCAGGUGGUGUCAUUGAUGCAUCUUUCAGUAGUGACAGCUCAAAUGAUUCAUGGACCGUGGCAUCACCAAUCUCACUUUCAUUGGAGCCAGUGUUUAAGAGGAGCAAAGCUCAGGACCAGCAGUUGCGGUUGCCUUCAGUAAAUCACGUGUAUAUUGAUGUUCUAAAUAGUCCUCGUUGA
Messenger RNA from Gastrolobium bilobum, 1053 nucleotides. Its product is annotated as cyclin-D3-2. Gene Ontology annotation, biological process: mitotic cell cycle phase transition; regulation of cyclin-dependent protein serine/threonine kinase activity. Gene Ontology annotation, cellular component: cyclin-dependent protein kinase holoenzyme complex; cytoplasm; nucleus. Bases 1 to 1053 code for a protein of 350 amino acids. The record is from RefSeq and is a predicted model, not a curated record. The transcript has 4 exons. Lineage: Eukaryota; Viridiplantae; Streptophyta; Magnoliopsida; Fabales; Fabaceae. Gene Ontology annotation, molecular function: cyclin-dependent protein serine/threonine kinase regulator activity.